AGCACACCGGCUGGAGCCUCGCGCACAAACGCUUAUGUGUUCAAGUGCGUUUUUGCAUAACCUAUAUUUACUAUUUUUGACGGGUUUUCUUUAACUAGCCCAAACAUGCUCGGACUUCAUCAGCUAUUUGUUCAAAGUGCAUAAAGCGGACCAUGAGAUAUGGAACUGCAUUGCCAUGAAAGUUUGAUUCGGUGUAAAUCCUCCCGUUUAAAUGAGGACAGUUCACGAGCAGCAUUUCUGGAUAAUGGACGUAUUUAAACAGGAACGACGUCAAGGACUUUGUUUGUAACUCGAGCAGACACAGAGAAGUGAACCGCUGUUAGACACAGAGAAGUGGAUGCGCUUAAGUGAACUCUUGUUGUUUUUUCGUAAAGGAAGGAUUUAAUGCAAACAUUAAUGUGUGUGUGAUGUGCGGGACGAACAGGAACUCAUCCAUGCCCCUCAUCUUCCCAGUCUUGACCUUCCAGAUUUCGAACAGUGAGGCACAAGCACUUUAUUUCUGAGCCACAUCAACCCACGCAGCUGGUGUCUUCAGCACCUCAGUGGACUCAUGGGUACCGUACUGUCCCUCUCCCCGGGCCCUCGAAAACCCGGUUAUUAUGACGACCGGCCUGGUUCUCUAAGCCAUUACCCGAGCCUGAGCAGCCGCUCGCUGAACACUCAAAAGGACCGCAGCCUCAAACGCGGCCACUCCAUCUUCCUCCCCGCUCUCACCUGGAAACGCCUGGUGGCCUCCACCAAGAAGCGAGGCGAGUCCAAAAAAGCCUAUCCUGGAGGUCAAGGGGCCGUCGGGGCUCCUCUCAACAACAAUAACAUCUACCAGAAGGAUCCAGUCUUGCACCUCAACCGUGAAAAUGUGAAGAAGUCACUCUCCUGCGCCAACCUCACUAGCUACGAUGGUCCAGCGGGUCUGGGCCUGGGCGUAGGGUUGGGUGUGGGAUACAACAAACCGCAGCAGAUUUCCUCCGUAAAGAAGAUCGCGCCCACAUGCACCUCCUCGCCCAAGCGCGUGAUCGUCCAGGCCUCGACUAGUGAGCUGCUCCGCUGCCUGGGCGAGUUUCUGUGUGGCCGCUGCUAUCGGCUCAAGCACCUUUCCCCCGCCGAUCCGGUCUUGUGGCUCCGCGCUGUGGACCGCUCACUCUUGCUCCAGGGCUGGCAGGACCAGGCCUUUGUGACACCAGCCAACGUGGUGUUUGUGUACAUGCUGUGCCGCGAUGUGGUGGAUGGCGACGUGGUGUCUUCAGAGCAUGAGCUCCAAGCAAUUCUCCUAACCUGCCUGUACCUGUCGUACUCCUACAUGGGAAACGAGAUCUCGUACCCGCUCAAGCCCUUCCUGGUGGAGGCGGCUAAAGAGGCAUUCUGGGACCGUUGUCUGGCCAUUAUCGACAUCACCAGUGCCAAGAUGCUGCGCAUCAACGCAGACCCGCAUUUCUUCACGCAGGUCUUCGCCGAUCUGAAGAGCGAAGGAGGCUGCGCUUUGCAGGACUACGCUAGAGUUCUGGAUCGGUGAAAAGAGGACGGGGCGGAUUGUCUCAGCAAAUGUGACACCGUCAACAUCUCACACCUUCAUUCCAUCAUUCUGGCCCCUCAUAUGCCUUGUCACUUAACAUUAUGAGUCUUGUUUCUACUGAGAAACCGAAGAAACAUGUUCUUGCUGAUAAGACCAGCUUAGACCUGUGAGAAUAUCCAGGUGUAUGUUGGUUUGGUGCUGGUCUAACUGUUGAACUACACAGUCUUUUUGGUGGUUAUGUUAGUUAAGAAUCAUGCUGAUGAGCAUCUGUGAUGGUCUUUUCACCAGAAGAAAGUAUAGUGAGCUAUACAAAAAUAUAACAUACGCUCUUAAAAAUGUUCUUUAUUGGUAUUAAUGGUUCCAUGAAGAACCUUUAACAUCCAUGGAAUCUUUCCAUUCCACAAAAGGUUCUUUAUUGUAAAGUAAGGUUCUUUAGAUUUUUAAAAUGUUCUUCAUACUAAAGAAUAAUGUUUCUUUAAGGAACUGAUCGCUCAAAGGUUCUUUGAGAAACCAAAAAUGGUUCUUCUAUGUAAGGGGUAUCCAUUCUGCUCCUGGAGGGUUAGGGUUAGGAGUUGAGCUCCAACACACUUGCCUGGAAAUUUUUAGUUAGUUUAAAGACCUUGAUUAGCUGUUUCAGGUCUGUUUAUUUAGGGUUGGAGAUAAAUUAGGCCUAAACUAAACAAAGCCCUCCAGGAACAGAUUUGGAUCUAGGGUUUUGCUGCAAAAACACUCUUUUGGAACAUUUUUUAAGAGUGUAUAGUGGCUAAUUAUGGUUCUUCAGAUUUCAAAAUGUGCUUCAUACUAAGAAAAAAAAAUGGUUCUUUUUUAAGCUGUUUACUAAAAGGUUCUUUGUUGAACCCAAAAUGCUUCUUUAGCAUCACUACAAAAACCCUCUUUUUGGAAGCUUUAUUUUUUUUCAUUUUUUCAAAGUGGGCAUUCGCAUCUUUUUUCUUUCUCAUUCAAUUCCCCUAUCUUAAAAAUGAAACAGUCAUAAUUUAGGUAUGAACAUCAAAAGGAAAGGAGAACUUGUCCAUCUGCAAAGUUUAGUAGUUACCCUGUUGUCAACCCACUGUUUUUUUACAGUUACGAUUCCUUAAACAUUUCAGUUCCUCUGCCUUUUCGACAUCUAGUCUGAGAGAAACUGCAACAGAAACCAUCCAGCAAAGAGCCUUUUAGUGGGAGUGCAUGUGUGUGAUGGGCUGCAAACAGUGAGCAUCAACAGCUGUUGGUUAUCGUGUUGUCCUUCCUUUAUUUCAUGUGCUGGACGUUGGGGCACCAGCUGCAAUGGCAUUAACAAGAUUAACAGAUUAGUGUCACACACACACACACACACACAUUCUCAAUGCUUCCGCUUGCUGUCCAGCUCUGUAGGUUGAAAGGCUAAUCCAUGUAGGCCAUAUACACUUGUAUAUGUUCUGUCCUGCAUAUCUUGGUGUCUUUAUAGCAAUAGAGUGUCAUUGAAAAUAUGUGUCAAAUUUGAACGAGUCUAUAAGAAUGCAUCCUUUCCCUUUAGAGUUUGAAGGAAAUGAACAAAGAGGCCUGAUUCUCUUAAUGCUCUCAGAUCACUGUAGUUCACAUGUGUUACUCAGUCAUAUUUUACAUAAAUGUCACAUUAAUGUCCCUUAAAGUUAAACAAAAUGGACCUUUCCUAAAACACACACCUGGUCUUAUUGUGCACUAUUCAUUAAUGCACAUUGCUCCCAAGUUUGUAGUAUGUAAUCGUCCAUCAAAACCUGCUCAGUCUCUUGCAAAAAAUGAUAAAGCGAGUGAGAUAAAACACGCAUACUGACAGUCACGGAUGCACAUGCAGAUACAACAGAUGCCCUCUUCUCUGGGUCAGGGUUUCAGGUGUCAGCGCUCAGACAGAAGAGCAGGGACAGCAGCAUGUGGCACGGCAAGCACUCGUUAAUCUUAUUGUGGCGUUUUAAGGCAGGGCCAUGGGCGCCAUACUCCAGCUCCCCCGCAAAAGCCGACUUUAAACGCAUACUUCAGCCCACACGCGCUCUCGUAUAUGAGCACACAUGCUCGCUCAAACGAUCUGUAACCACUACACAUACAUUUUCAGGCUAGUAAUUGCAGACGCACUGAUACGCACGUGCAUAUGCAUGCACCUUCUCCCACACGCUGAAGCGAUAAUCCGCUUCUGAUCCUUGCCAGCAAUUUGUAAGAGUGAGCUGAAAAUUCCACAAUAACAAAAUGCCAUUCAGAUCAGACGAGAUUUUUCUUGCUGAAACGAGCAGAAAAGGCACAUCUUGUGUUUUGACUGUGUGCUAUGCAGAUGUUACAUAACAAACACAGGAGUUUUAGUUUUUUAUAAAAUAAUUGUGAGGCAUUGAAGGAAAAACCAAGGUUUCACUUGUUUUAAAAGCAUGUACCCUUGUGAAAAAGAAGUGUGUUUAAUUGUAUUGAAUGUGCACAUGUAGUGUACUUCAAAUCUUAAAAGUAUGUUUUUUAACAUACUUAAUAUAAAAAUGCCAUUUAAGUGUACUUAAAAAGACAACACUUUCAUGACUUUUUCCUCUAAUACACUUAAGUAUAUGUUUAAAAGAAGUUUUAAUCAUGCUUAAUAAUCUUUUGUUGUGUUUUGUGUGUUGAAGUACACUUAUUUUGAUGUUUAACUAACAUACUAAAGCACAUGGAAAGUACUUGAUUAUAAAUUUAACUAGUCUGCUAUAAGUUAAUAUAUUUUAAAUGUACUAAAUUGCAACUUUAUAAAUUACAAAUAUAUUUAAAUAUAUGAAAUACAAUUUUCAUAACUUCUUGUCAGUAUAAUUUGCAUUAUGGUUAGUGUAAAUUUACUGCAAAAUGUGCUGACAAGCAUUUAUGAAACUCAUGUAUUUAAAUAUAUAUUAAACUAUAAUACAGCUCAAUUUAGUAUGGUAAAGUGUACUUCUUUUCACGAGGGUAGAGACUCUAUGAAAUCCAGAUUGCAAAAGCUUUUCGUUCAUGUUUUUUUUUAGCUUUUAGCUUUAGCUAAACUGACAAAAUAGCGUUUACUUUAAAAUUCACAGAAAACCUUCCAAGAAAACAAAAAAUAAAUAUUGAUGACUCACUCUGUCUAUUUUUUCCCACUCUCUAUAAUGAGAAAGUCCCUGCUAAAACCACAUACGUCUGACUAGCAAUAGAAAGUUAUUAUUUAAACCAAAAUGCCAUCCCCAUUUAAAAAAAAAAGAAUAAGCCCUUUGAUAUGUCCUGCCCCAACUUCCUGUUUCAACAGGAUAUGUCAAUACAAAGAAUAAAAUUGCAAUUGUCUAAACUUUUUAUGGGAUCUUUAGCAUAUUUGAAUGGUGUAAUACUACAGGAAGAUACAGAUAUCAAGAGAACACUAUUUGAUAUAUGAUCACAAACACUUAGCAUGAGUUGUUCUCAAUUUGUAGCAGGUUUAAUUUCUGACCCAAGCACAGGCUGAUUUGUACUCUAAACAGCAGGGGAGACAGUUGCAUAAAGGAAGUACCUAUAAAGAGAGUCGAUGUGUCUACAGAUCUCCAUUUCAGCCUCUAGUCGUUUCCAUUUCAGCCUCAAGGGAGGAUGUUAUUUACAGGAACUUGUGGCCACAGACAAGCGAUUGGCAUACUAUAGGGUGUAAAUAUCCCUCCUGAUCCGCUGUGAUUCCCCAAUCCCUCUCGCCUUUCACAAACACAUCACUUGUUUUCCUCGCCUCGGUUAAAGUGAUUUAGUUUGCCCUUAUUGUGUACAGAGAGCGCUGACAGAGCACCGUUGUUGCAUAGCUAGCGUGUGCGGCCUUAGCAAUGGGCUUGUGCGACGUGAACUAGUCUGCUGUGUUUCUGUUUGCGCUCCUGUCCGGCUCGCCAUCGUGCACUGCCGCUGGAACUGUUUCUCCAUUGUUUCUCACCCAUGUGUACUGAAGCUCUGGGGUUUCUCUGGAAUAUUUGCUGCCUUCAAGUCAAAUGAGAAUUCCUAUUUAUUCCUAGUUUAUAAAUCAUAAUUAUGACAUGGUGUACAUUCAAGUGGUUUUGGUUGGAAUGAAGUUGAUUCGUUGGCCAGUUUUCUUGUUUUUCACUUCCUGACAAUAUAAAGGAAGCGUAAGGUGUAAAACUCAUUAGCUUUAUCACAAAUCCCCUCAAUUCAUACAAACAGCAUACAAACUAAAUUGUACACAGAUUAUAAAUGACAAAUUCAUUGACACAGCCUCUACUAAGAAAGCAAGGGUUUUACUCAUAAUUAUGACACUGAAGUGACAUUCAUGAGCUUAUCUCAUAAAUAUAUGUUUUGAAGGCAGCAAGUAUUCUAGUUUCCGUACUUGCUCUAAACUUGUGAUGAAUGGUGAUACAUAUUUCAGAUGUGAAACGUUUGUGCCUUGAUCUGGAUAUAAAAGGUCUCCCUAAAUGUUAGUGAUUUUGAAUAUCGCUUUGGUAACAAAGACACACACCUAAAUGCAAGACAGCAACCCGAGGACAGCCAUGACUCAGAAAAGGAUUGAUUAUAGAGACUUUGAUUUACUCAGGCUAGAAUAAUCAUAACUCAUGAGCCAUUUUCCACUUUCAUCGAUGAUACUGUUUUGGUCAUUUCUUCUCUUGCCAGUCAAUCACUUGGACCUGAAACCAUGUGCAAACACUUUUGAAGGAUGCGCUUGCACAAACGUCCUUGUUACAUCUCAAACGCUUCAUCGAUUGCUGUACGUGGAGAUUUUUAAUGUGACAAAACAAGCACACAGAGACCUCAAAUCCCUAUGGAUUUUCCAACAAAGAAAACUUGUGUCCUUAAACAAACAUGUGACCGGCAUGUGAUUUUGAAGUCUAAAUUAAGACACUACAACAUGUAGAUGGACACUCAGGAUCUGGAUGUUAAGGAGACUCUAUUGUACACUGCAAGUUGCUGUUACUCUAUGAGUUACAGCUACUAAGAUUUAUCAAUGUUUUCAAUGCUGCUAAAUGUAUGUAGAAUACAAAAGGAACACCAUGUAGAGUCUGGAUUCAGAAACAUAUCCAGUGUGGUGUAAAUAUGUUGCUUGUAUCAAUGUGAAAUGACUGAAAAAAAAAAAAAAAAAAAUUGCAUGUAUAUCAUUCAGGAAUUGCUACUGUGGUGGUGUACAUGUCAACUUCACACUUUUUUAAAUUGUGUUUUUUCAGUUUGUAUUUCAGUUUAAGGUUAAAAGGAAAUUCCAGAAUGUUUUGUUUGUGUUUUUAUUGUAAUUAUAAUUAUUAUUUGUACUGAAAAAGAUCCUAUCAGCUCAUCCCAGGUUUGGGAAAUCUUAUGUCAGCAGUAUUAGAAUCUUAAUUUCAGACUUCUGUUUGCAUUGUGAUUUUUGGUGUUGUUUUAGUGACAGCUUCUUCUGUGCACUUUGGCAAUUAUACUGAGUACCUUUGCUCUGAAUACUGGAGUUUAUGAAAAGCGAGUUUUGAUAGUGUUAAGGCAUCAUACACCCUUUUAAGCUGCUGUGUAUGAUUUCUGCACCAAUGAAAUUGCAUUCUGGAUUUCCCAAACACUCUGCCAUUGGUCAGCAUUUAGUUCAACCUAAAUUCGACUACAAGAAGUUCAAACAAACUCUUAAACGUGAAUUUGAGACAUUUAAACACUGAAAAAAAAACUAAGAUAUUUGUCAGAUAGAAGGUAACUCUAAUUCAGCAUGAAUGGUAUUCUGGUUUUGCCAGACAUCAGUUCUUUUCUACUAUCUAUCAGCUUUAUUUGACAUCUUUAAACAGAUGAACAAUAUGCUGUGCCACAUAGGCCUUUGGUGGAGGCCUUUCAGAGAGCAAGCCAAUCUGGACUAUUAUGGACUGAGCUCAUUAAUUGGGCACAAAACCUCUCUCGACUGUGGUCAUGUAGCUCCUGAUCUUUCCUUCUUAAAUCACCAUCAGCCUUGGUGUAGCUUCUGAAACCUCCUGUGCUCUUGUCGGCACAACACGGUUCAGGGAGUUUUGAGCUUUUCCCUCUGGAAGUAAAUAAUACACGUGCAUAUAUUGUAGCUCACACAGUGAUGCUGUUGUUGUUUGAAAAACUUGAAACAUUUAAAUUAAAAAAUAAAUAAAUGUGACUUUUAA
Onychostoma macrolepis is the source of this 7512-nucleotide messenger RNA. RefSeq lists its product as uncharacterized. Gene Ontology annotation, cellular component: cytoplasm; protein kinase 5 complex. The record is from RefSeq and is a predicted model, not a curated record. The coding region runs from base 551 to 1510 and encodes 319 amino acids. NCBI's taxonomy places the organism in Eukaryota, Metazoa, Chordata, Actinopteri, Cypriniformes, Cyprinidae. Gene Ontology annotation, biological process: brain development; activation of protein kinase activity; positive regulation of cyclin-dependent protein serine/threonine kinase activity. The transcript is spliced from 2 exons. Gene Ontology annotation, molecular function: protein kinase binding; cyclin-dependent protein serine/threonine kinase activator activity.